AAAACAAAAACAGGGAAAGAAACUAUUUGGAAAGGAGAGAUGGGCAUCCUGAAGAAUAGUCACUGCAGCUAGGAAAUUCCAUGCAACUUCAUUGGAACAGGCUGCUGCUUAGCUGUCCCCAGGAGCUGAUCUGAGGGGGUGGAAUGCAGUGUGAUAGUGCCUGCACUGCCUUUCUGCUAUCAGCCAGUGGAGAGGGUUUUUGUCUCCUGACUGGCUAGGUUUCUCUGCAAUGUUAUCUGCACAGCUCACUAGCUGCUCGUCCUGAAAGCCAGUGACCCAGAAGGGGAGGGUGUCACCCUCUUCUCCUAAGGUCCUCUGCUGGGCUCUCUGAAGAAGCAGGUGUAUGUAUUUGUGGUUCAGAAGGCAGUGGCUCUCAGCUUCCCUCGCUUCCUGCUAACAGAUCCUUGCAAGGGCUCUGGAAGCAUCGGCAGGUGGGGGGACCGGGCUCUUUUUACAGCGGAACUGCUCCUGGACACCAACACUUGUUUGCCCAAGUCUCUUGGAUUGGACUAAACCCUAAACCUUUGGAGUUCAAGACCUUCUGAAAGGGCUAAAUAAACAAUUUCUCCAUGUGAGAAGGCACCAGCUCCUACUUCCUCUGCAUUAGAGCAACUAUCGAAAACACUCAGCUGCCGGAGCCACAGUAGGACAGAACCAUACACCAUUUUGAUCUGGGUGCAUUUCUUCAGAAGGAAGACUGAAGAUCUUAAUAGCAAACCCUCCAAGGUCAAAAUGAAUACAGAUAGCGGUGGGUGUGUUCGCAAACGUGCUGCCAUGUCUGUCACAUUAACAGCUGUGAAGAGAGUUCAGAGUUCUCCAAACCUAUUGACUGCAGGACGUGAUUCUCAUUCUCCAGAUUCAGCUUGGAGAUCUUAUGAUGAGCGAACUCGAGAGACACUGAAUGGAGAUGCUACACAUUCAUCUCUUGCAGCAAAAGGCUUUAGAAGUGUUCGUCCAAAUCUACAAGACAAAAAAUCACCAAUUCAGGCGCCCCUACCACCUCCUAGAAAAGAGAGUUUUGUUAGCCCUCCAGUAAAUGAUCACAAAGAGGGCAGUGUUUUGGACCCAUCAAUAACCAAGAAGCAAAUCCCCUCGAAUAUAGUUUACUUUACUAACGAGGACGCUAUCCAGAGGGCUAUGUGUUCUAACAAGGAAAGUAGCCACACCAUUAUGUAUUCUGAGGAAUCUAACACAACUGUGACUUAUACACAAAAAAUUACUAGUCCACUGAGCCCGGUUUCUGACACAGGCUCCCAACAACCAGCAGCUGACAAUAGGACCCUACUUCAACAGGACUACACACAGGAUUCUCACCUACGGAGAAUUUCUACACUCACAUUAACCCCUAACCAAGAUCAAUCAAAUAACAUUCCUCUGUGGCCCCAGCCCAUUGAAGCACUGGGAUUUUCCCAAAGGCCUUAUUUACCCACCCAUAACCGUGCACCUGAGGUACACACAGCAUCUCUUUCCAUUCAGAUAGCUCCCCCACAUGAGCAUAAAGCAGGACAGGAGUCGGAAAGCCACAAACGAGGACCUGGGCUUUCUCCAGACACUGCCAAGGAGCCCCUUCAGGAACUGGGACCCAGUUCUUCAUUUGCUGUUUCUGAACAGUCCCCAGGGAGCUAUGUGCUUGGAAAACAGAAACUAGCUGCCAGUGUGAUGGAGGCAAAUGCUCCCCCGAUGCACAGACAAACAGCAGCCGCAGAAGCCUCUCCAUUGCGCCCAUUCUCCGCGGGUCAGAUAACAGUGAAUGGGCGCUCAGGCGGGGCCACCAGUCCAAUGAGUUACUUUCAGAGACCGUUCUCCCCGUCAGCCUACUCUCUACCAGCAUCACUCAAUUCAAGCAUUGUCAUGCAGCAUGGAAGGACACUUGAGUCCACUGACACAUAUUCCCAGCAUGCCCAUUCUCUGGAUGGUAGUUCUGCCAGCAGUACAAUACCCAUCUACAGAUCUUCAGAGGAAGAGAAGAAAGUGACAGUGAUUAAAGCCCCCCACUAUGCAGGCAUUGGGCCAGUAGAUGAGUCUGGAAUCCCUACAGCAAUUAGAACGACAGUUGACAGACCAAAGGACUGGUACAAGACUAUGUUCAAGCAAAUCCAUAUGGUUCACAAACCUGAUGAUGAUGCAGAUAUGUAUCACACUCCGUAUACAUAUAAUGCAGGCCUUACUAGUGCUCCCUACAUGACUCAGUCCCAUCCUGCUGCAAAGAUGCAGACAUACAGACCUCUUUCCAAAAGUCUCUCCGACAAUGGCGGUGAAGCCUUUAAGGAUUCCUCUUCCCCUCUGCCUCCUCCACAUGUCCCACCUCCAAUCCCACCACUUAGGCCCAGAGACAGGUCUUCCACAGAAAAGCAUGACUGGGAUCCACCAGACAGAAAGGUGGACACACGAAAAUUUCGUUCUGAACCAAGGAGUAUUUUUGAAUAUGAACCUGGAAAGUCAUCAAUUCUUCAGCAUGAGAGACCGACUGAUCGCAUAAAUCCAGAUGACAUAGAUUUAGAAAAUGAACCCUGGUAUAAAUUCUUUUCAGAACUGGAGUUUGGACGCCCGCCUCCUAAAAAGGCUCUGGAUUAUGGUCAGGACCAUCCUUCUGGUGUUUCCAAAGAGGCCUCUUUGUAUCAGACCUCCUUAGACCGAAGCCUGGAAAGGCCCGCUAGCUCUGCAAGUAUAGCUGGUGACUACAGAAAAAGGAGGAAGAGUGAGCCUGCAGUGGGUCAUCCCCGAAGUGUGGGUGAUCAGAAUGCAAACAGAGUCAGCCCAACCCAAGCAGAUCUCCCAGGUCCAAGCACUACCCUUACAAAAUCAUUCACUGGCUCUUCUCCUUCUUCCCCAUCAAGAGCAAAAGGUGGGGAUAUUAGCAAAGCAUGUCCAUCCCUUUACAAUUAUUCAGGGCACAACCACCACAACUCAAGUGAGUUAGAUUACUGCAGCACAUACAGGCAGCAUUUGGAUGUGCCAAAUGAUUCAAAGCGCACCAUCAACUUCAAGAAUGGUUGGCAGAUGACACGGCAAAAUGCCGAGAUCUGGAGCAGCACAGAAGAAGCAGUUUCACCCAAACUGAAGUCCCGCAGCUGUGAUGAUCUUCUAAAUGAGGACCACGAUGGUUUCCCUGACCCACAGACCAAGUCAGAAAGUCUGGGCUCUCUGUUAUGUGAGGAGGACUCCAAAGACAGCUGCCCACUGACAUGGGCCUCCCCAUAUAUCCCUGAGAACCGUACUAAUGGCAGGUCGAGAAUCCGGCAUAAGUCAGCACAUGAUGCCCCUGGGUUCUUGAAAAUGUACAGGAAAAUGCACCGCAUUAACCGCAAAGAGUUGAUGAAGUCAGAGGUGAUUUGUUCUGUAAAGUCCAGGAUAUUACAGUAUGAAAAGGAACAACACAAGGGCAUGCUGCGUGGGUGGAGCCAGUCCUCAACCGAGGAAGUGCCAAGGGACAUGGUGCCCACACGCAUUUCUGAAUUUGAGAAGCUAAUUCAAAAGUCAAAGUCCAUGCCAAAUCUGGGGGAUGAAAUGUUGUCUGCUGUUACCUUAGAACUGCCUCAGAAUGGAUUGUGUCCAAAGCGCCGGUUUUCCAUUGAAUCAUUAUUGGAGGAAGAAAACCAAGGGAGACAUGUCAAUCAGGUUAACGCUCAAAGCUAUAAGCCUAGAACCCUGGUGCCAAUUCACAUUGAAGUGACCAGUGAUGAACCACCACGAUCUCAUAUGGAGUUCUCAGACAGUGACCAAGAUGGAAUGGUCUCUGAUGUCAGUGACUUUGUUCAUGUAGAAGGCUCAUCCUUCUGCAGUGAGAGUGACUUUGAUCAUUUUUCCUUUACAUCCUCGGAGAGUUUCUAUGGCUCCAAUCAUCACCACCAUCACCACCACCACCAUCACCACCACCACCGGCACCUCAUCAGCUCCUGCAAGGGACGAUGCCCUGCCUCUUACACACGAUUUACCACCAUGUUGAAACAUGAAAGGGCAAAGCAGGAGAAUGCUGAAGAUUCUAGGCGACAGGAAAUAGACUCUGGCCUCUCUAAGUUAGCCUUCCUAGUAAGCCCGGUGCCUUUCCGGAGGAAAAAAAGUGCUGCUCCCAAAAAACAGACUGAAAAGACAAAAUCCAAAUCAUCUGUGUUUGAUGCUCUGGACUCCGCCCUCAAGGAUAUAUGUGAUCAAAUUAAAGCUGAAAAGAGAAGGGGAAGUUUGCCUGACAAUAGCAUAUUACACAGACUUAUCAAUGAGCUGCUUCCAGACAUUCCCGAAAGGAAUUCAUCACUUAAGGCUCUGAGAAAGAGUCCCAUGCACCAGCCUUUUCCUCCCCUGCCUCAAGAUGGUGCUGCCCAUUAUCUACCCUACCAGAAUGAUUGUGGACGAUUACCUCCUAGUGCCUCUUUUCAAGACAUGGAUACAACUAACAACAACCACCAGGACAAUGAUAGUGCCCUGUGUUUCCAAGACCAAGAGUCUCCUAGAAGUUAUUCAUCAGCUUUCACUGACUUGGGUCGAAGUGCUCCCAGGGAAAGAAGAGGAACCCCAGAAAGAGAGAGGCUGCCAGCCAGAGCUGUUUAUGAUUUUAAGGCCCAGACAUCUAAGGAAUUGUCAUUUAAGAAAGGGGACACUGUCUACAUCCUCAGGAAGAUUGAUCAAAAUUGGUAUGAGGGAGAGCACCACGGACGAAUAGGGAUAUUUCCAAUCUCUUACGUAGAGAAACUCAGCCCUCCAGAAAAAGCUCAACCUGCAAGACCACCACCCCCAGCUCAGCUCGGAGAAAUUGGAGAAGCUAUAGCCAAAUACAAUUUUAAUGCAGAUACAAAUGUGGAGUUAUCCCUGAGAAAGGGAGAUAGAGUCAUUCUUCUUAAAAGAGUCGAUCAAAAUUGGUAUGAAGGUAAAAUACCAGGAACCAACAGACAAGGCAUCUUCCCUGUUUCCUAUGUAGAAGUCAUCAAAAAGAAUGUCACAAAAGGUGCUGAUGAUUAUCCCGACCCUCCAAUACCCCACAGCUAUUCUAGCGACAGGAUACACAGCUUAAGUUCAAAUAAGUUGGCUUACAGUGCAUCCUGUCCUCCUUUCACGUCACCUUGCCCACAUUCUGAUAAAGGGGCUGUAGAAGGAACCACCAAUGAAUGGUUAUCACUGACUACGGGCUUUCUACCCUCGAGCCCUCUGACCCCAACUCCACCUCCUUUUCCUGACAACUUCUUGGAUGAAUUAGAAAAGCUUGAGGCUUUAACCUUACCAACUGGACAAUCUGAUCCAGGAAUCCUAGGGAAUAGCCCUGCUCAAGUUAGGGCUAACCCUUCCAUUACCAGGAAACACGAUCCCACUGAAAUGCCAUCCUCUCUGCCACUUCUUUCUUCUUCUGGUACCAUCUCACCUCUAGCCUCUCAGUUCCAUGAUGCAGUGGUAAUUCAGGAUUACACAAAACCAACUGAAAAAAUAUGUGCAGAUUGGAAAGAGAUGAAAAGUUUUCCCACUAACAAAGAAAAAAGCAACUUUUCAAAUAUUGGAAAGGUACCUGAAGUCCUGGGUGAUAAGGUUGCCAUUUCUGUCCAGCAUAAUGUGGGUACCUUGUCCCAAACACUCCCUGUCAUUGAAGAAAAAGAAGAGGAUCCUUGUGAUGAAUUAAUGUCAAUCAUCCAUGGAAGGAAGCCAAAAUUCCAAGAGUCAGAUUUCUUUCAGUAUGAAGCUGAUGUUACUGAGGAGGCACCAAGGCUAUACAUAGAGGAGGAAGAUGAGGAGAUGAAACAUGAUUGCUUAACAUCUCCAGUGGCAAUUAUAAAUGACCCUAAGAUAUCUAAGGAAGAUUGGAGUGCAGCCAGUACCACUAAAGAGCCAGAGUCAUUUUCUCCAGAAGAUGAAAGGAUUACAACUUCCCUUCGCUGCCUUUCCACUAGCCCUCCAUUUCAUUCUACCUUCUCUGACUGUCUCUCUACACUCCCUGGUUCUGCCCAGACCCAUUCACCUCCUCUCCUUACCAAAUUUUCCUACCGACAGGAGACAAUGUCACCCAAGUUAAAGCCACAGCGCCCUGGGUUUACUCAUGAAAACAUACAAGGUGGGGGGGAACCGUUUCAGGCUCUGUAUAACUAUACUCCUAGGAAUGAAGAUGAAUUGGAGCUCAGGGAGAGCGAUGUCAUUGAUGUGAUGGAGAAGUGUGAUGAUGGAUGGUUUGUGGGAACCUCAAGAAGAACCAAAUUCUUUGGUACUUUCCCCGGAAACUAUGUCAAGAGGCUGUGAAUUCUUUUUCUCUACUUAUUUAUGCCGCAUUUCAGCAACACAUCCACAUAAAAUUUCUUGGAAAACAUGCUCCCCAGGCCUUCUGUAUUCAUGCUUCACAAACAGAAGGCUCUAAGCAUCAUCAUCACCAUCUCCAUCCUUCAGUACAGUCAUUACAGCCGCCAUGACACCUUUGGGAGAAGAGGCUGGAGGGUGUUGCUGUAAACUGUACUUAUUCCUGUUACCUGCUUUAAACGUUUACCAUUUGAAACACAAAAACAGAACCUGGAGCUGUAUUACACUUAGAAACAAAAUGGAUGAAAUCUGGGGGACCAAAAGAGCAGCAUCUCAUAGAGAGAGGCUUUUCUGGUCCUCUAAUCAAAGGCUUUAACAAAGGCCUCCCCGAGGCAGCUGGAAGAUAGUGUUUCUUUAGGACAAGCUGAUGGUUGCAUUUCCACUUCUUUAGUUUGGCAGGAUAUAUUACUUUCACUUUGCUGCCUCACAAGUUUGCCUCUUGUUCUAGUUGACAAUAUAUUUUAACUCUAAUCCAGUGAUUGUUUGCCUGCAUUUACUGGUUAUAACAUGCACAGCGAUUGUAAAAUCUCUAGCAAGAGUAGGAACCUUCACUUGGACAAGUAUGAUUUUAUUACCGAAUCUGAGUUUUCCAAUAGGAGUGUUUUCCGGCAGGGUUGGGGAAUUUGGCUUUUUGUUGGUUUGGGUUUUCUUUUUUUACUUUUUAAAAGUGUAAAUGGUAAGAAAAUUUACAACUUUAGUAAUAACCAUGAAAAAAGAAGAGGUAAAAAAGAUGGAUGGCAAAAAAAUUGCGUUUUAAAGAUGCAUUGCUAUUUUAUAUUAAAAAAAUGUAAUAAUCAGCAACUUGAACUAUGAGAUGUUAGUGUUUUAUUUAUCAGAUAAAUUUUAAAUAAAAGCAGUGUUAGUGCAAAGAUUCAUUUGAACAUAGACCCUUGAACAAGAUGCUCACAGAAGGUAUCUUCAAGAGCUAUGUAUUGGUUUUAUUUUUAUUAUAUUGCAUAUGUGUGUGCACAUAUACAUGCAUGAUUGUAUAUGAACAUACAAUACAUAUGCAUAUGUUGCACAUUUAUGGAAAUGUUAGACUCCCAAGGCACGCAUUAUUUUAUAAAAAUAAAUAUAUAUAUAUAGCACUUCAGAAACAUCAGAAGUAUUAAUCCUGGUUUUUGCUUUGCUUUUUUUCUUCAUUUAAUGAACAAAAGCAAUUAUUUGAAUGCGCCACUUAUUUUAUUUCUGCAAAAGUUCAAGUCCAAGUAGUGUUUGUAUUAGAAGAUAGGAGUAUGUUAAGCCUGAGUCUCCCAGUGUGUGUAUUUAUGUAAAUUCUUUCCUAAGCAUAAAGUGGGCACCUUGGGAGUCCCAAGUCUUGGAAUUUAUCAUGAUGGGAUCCUGGAAAGAACACUGACCUUGGGGUCAAGUUUGAGUCUUGGCUCAAUGAAGGGUUUGUCCUGGAUCAUCUAAAUUCCAGUUCCAAAGUAUGGUGAGCCUAAGACCACACUAAAUGGUAGUUAACUGGUAACCAGAACCCACAAGAACAAAUAGCAGUGAAUUUAUGGCUCUGUUACACUCACUCAGAGACCUGGCUUCAGAAUUCUUAUGACUUUAUACAAAAGCUGUUCAUAUUUGGAUUCUUUGGCACCUUAUAAAUGACAGGCUUUUAAUGGCUUUUCACCUGUGGUCAGUGGUUAAUUUUUUUUUCCCCACAAUGGAUGUAGCCUCUAGAAUAUUGUACAUAUGCUUACUUUUCUUUUGUACAGAACCAUUUAGUUGUUGAGUAACAAAUGGAAAAAAAAAAAGUUCGUUUUCAGUCCUCACCCCAUACUUAUACUAACUGAAGAAAAAUUUUUCAACAGGUUUUCCUGGCUCACAGAUCAUGAUGCAUACUUUGAGAGUGCAAUUCUUUGGCAUUUAUGCAAAAUUUUAUAAAUUUUUAAAAAUGGUCUUAGCAGCCAAAUUGAAAUGUAUGUAUAUAUCUUUAUUACAGAGAAAUGUCAUUAGUCUAAAGAUAAAGAAACACCUUUUUGCAGCCUACCCUUCUUAACGCUGCAGUCAUGACAAGAUUUCUAUUGCAAAGGCUUUGGGGCUCACAGCUAGGUCAGCCGCAUGCAGCUUUGCUGAGGAUGACUCUGACUACCUUUGAUGCCAUUUAUGAUAAAAGACUUCAAUAUCUGUUGCCUGUAAUAUUUAAGAAAAAUACUCUUUCUACUCUGUAUCUGAUUUUAAAAAAGAAGGGGGAAAAUAAUUUUUUUCACACCUGGCUUUCAGGUAAUUGAAUUCUUACAAGCAAAGGUCUGUGUUUUUUUCUUGAAUAGACUUCUAAUAAAUUUUGCUUGGAGUACACUUUAGCUUUUCUUCCUGGUAUUUAAUGCUGUGUUAUCUGAAGCAGAACUGUGUAUUUGUAUGCUCUUUGAUCACAUAAACUAAAGGAAAAUGUGC
Trichosurus vulpecula (common brushtail) is the source of this 8655-nucleotide messenger RNA. RefSeq names its product sorbin and SH3 domain containing 2 (gene SORBS2). Gene Ontology annotation, molecular function: protein binding. Gene Ontology annotation, biological process: Notch signaling pathway. The transcript is spliced from 30 exons. The record is from RefSeq and is a predicted model, not a curated record. The coding region runs from base 733 to 6213 and encodes 1826 amino acids. Gene Ontology annotation, cellular component: synapse; dendrite; plasma membrane. Lineage: Eukaryota; Metazoa; Chordata; Mammalia; Diprotodontia; Phalangeridae.